Molecule: messenger RNA, 4125 nt
Organism: Caenorhabditis bovis
Lineage: Eukaryota; Metazoa; Nematoda; Chromadorea; Rhabditida; Rhabditidae
Source: the annotation of a GenBank genome assembly
AUGGGUCUAGUUGGACCAUGGCGCUUGGAUGUGGUGAUUAUGGUGCUCUACCAGCUCACCUUGUUCUUCUCAGUUCAAUUGCUUUUCGUCAUUUUUCUCGAUUUCAUGCCGACCACAUAUUGCAAUGAAAAGGAUUAUUGUUAUAAAAUGCGCAGCAAAUGCCUUACCGAUUACGAUCCGAGUCAGCCGAAUUUGUGCCCAAGGAACCAUAGCGCAUUUAGAGAAUGCGUCAUCGAGAAGAAGCGCGUCGACUUCUAUUCGGCCCAAUGGGAUUUCCAGCAGGAUUGUACCCAACUCCGCAUGCUAUCAUCGUCGACCGUCACCUUCAUUGGCACGCUCUUUGGAAACAUCGUGCUCGGAUAUCUCGCCGACACGAUCGGAAGGAAACCAGUUUACGUUGUUUCUGUUGUUGUCGGAGUUCCUUCGAUCAUAUUGUCGGCUGCAAUCAAUGAUGUCAAAUACUUCUACAUUUUUCGUUGUUUGACGGGAUUCGCUGUUGCUGGAACACUGACGGUUGGAUGGACAUAUGGAUCGGAAAUGAUCACGCCUAGUCGACGAUUCCGACUUCGCACAUUUCCGAAUUGGGCGAACGCCCGGAUGAUUCAAGUCGGAUUCGCAUGGAUAGCCGGCGAAUGGCGCAUCGCCUCGUAUAUGUGCGCCGGACUGUCGGCCAUGAUCCUUCCGAUGAUCUACUAUCUACCCGAAAGUCCGGUAUUUCUCGAGCAAAAGCACAAAUUCGAAAAGGCGCGAGCGGCCCGCAUGAAAAUCGCCGAGAUUUGUCGAACCGAUUAUGUCGAGACAGACGCGUCGCAAGUGCCGAUUCUCAAAAAAAUCACACCGGGCAAAUUGUGGCGAAGUCCGAGAUUGAGGCGCAAUUUCUUGGUGCUCUGCUUCAUGUGGUUCUAUGUUGGAACGACAAUCUAUGUGACCGAUUUGAACGGAAGCGAUAUGUCAAAAAACUUUUAUGUUGGACAGUUCUUCUCCGGAAUGUUGUUGACGGUCUCGAAAAUUUCCAUUGGCAUCGCUGAGCCGCACUUCUCAUGGCUCGGUCGUCGCUUGUUGUUCCUCAUAGCGCAAGGAAUCUCGUUAUUCGCUUAUGCGGUCAUUCUUUUCGCAUUGUACACUGACAACAAACAAACCGCGUGGUACACAUUGGCUUAUAUGAGUGCCUACGCCUUUCAGUCAAUAUGUUUGGAGUCGUGCUAUUUGUCACUGGCGGAGCUGAUGCCGACGGACGUUCGGACGACGGCCGGAGCAAUAACGAACAUCUUGAUGAAAAUUGGAACGAUUUUAGCAACGACCACGAAGCCGCUGAAAUUCUUCUACGAGCCCCUCCUAUUUUGGUUUAAUUUGAUUCUGGCGAGCGCUGGAUUUUUCGUGGUGUUUAAAUACCUGGAAGAAUCGAGAAAUAUUAAUUUGCAAACGGUUGGUCAGGAUGAUAUUAGUGACGAUGAAACGGAGGCACCGAAAACGGAGAAAACUGAGAUUGAAAAGUCGGAAAAGACGGAGAAAUCGCAGAUGUCGCAAAAAUCGGAAAAAUUAAUGACAACACGAUUAAUCGUGAAAAAUUUGCCUGCACAUUGUACGGAGGCGAAUCUGCGUAAAUUUUUUGACAAGUAUGGCAAAAUUACCGAUGCGUCGUUGAAAUACACGAAAGAAGGCAAAUUUCGGGGAUUUGCGUUUGUUGGAUUUGAUGAUGAAGAUUCGGCAAAGAAUGCGAUUCAGUCGACGAAUCAGACUUUCAUGGAUUCCAAAAAAUUACAGGUUGAAGAAUGCCGUCCAUUUGGGGAUGCGAAUAAGCCAAGAGCAUGGAGUAAAUAUGCAAAAGACAGCAGCGCUUAUAAACGAGCUCAUGGUGAGCCGAAUGUGGAAAAGUCCGAGGAAAAGUCAGAGCCUGUGGCGAAAAAAUCGAAGACCGACUCGAAAUUCGACGAGUUUCUUGAGGCGAAAGGCGUCGACGUUGAAAAAGCGCCGAAAUUGCUGAAGAAUGAGAGUGAGGAGGAAAAGAAGCUACUCGCCGAGCUCAUGGAAGGCAUUGAAGGCGACACGUCACUUUCAUUGUUAUUCACCGGGUUGCCGGCGUCAAUCAAAAUGAAAAAUGUGAAGGAAUGGCUCAAUCCAAUUCGAAUCAAGGCGGUGAAGGUGGCGAGGAAUGAAGAAGCCGCCGCCGCUUUUGUCUCAUUUAACAGACCGCCUGACGUCAGAAGAGCGCUCCAGAAGGAUGGGCAAUUUCUAGGAGGAUUCAAAAUCGGGAUACGGGUGGUUGAAGCUCCGAAGAGGGAUGAUGAUAUGGAAGAAUACGGAGCAGAGUUCGUUGAUCGACAGAAAGAGGAAGAAACUAUUCGGGAAAAGAUUCUAGAGACUGGACGACUUUUCGUGAGAAAUUUGCCGUUUGUGACCAAAGAAGCCGAUUUGCAGUAUCUUUUCAAGAAAUUUGGAGAGAUCUCCGAUAUUCAGGUGAUUAUCAACAAAACUGAUGGAUUAUGCAAAGGAUUCGCGAUUGUCGAAUUCGUGUUUCCCGAGUCCGCGGUGGCAGCCUAUUCCGCCCUUGACGGCGUCGUUUUUAAAGGUCGAAUGAUGCACAUUUUACCGGGUGAUGAAAAACGCGAAACAAAAGGGGAAGAAAAAGUUGAAAAUGGCGGAGAUGCGACGAAAACGGCGAAAAAGAGGAGUUUUAAAGAAGAAAAACAGGAAAAUCUGAAGGAAAAUGCGAAUAAGGCACAUUCAUGGAAUGCUCUGUUCUUGGGUCCGAACGCUAUUGCCGACACAUUGGCAGAGAGGUUGAACGUAUCGAAAGCAGAUUUGUUGACAGCAGAAUCUGGCGAAAGUGCGGGUGUUCGUUUGGCGUUGGCCGAAACACGGCUUGUUCGCGAAACUCGCGAUUUUCUCAUUGAGAACGGCGUCAGAUUGGACGCGUUCUCGAAACCAGCGACGAAACGAAGUGAUACCGUAAUGUUGGCGAAAAAUCUGCCGGCUGGUGUUCAAAUCGAAGAAUUGGAAAGAAUGUUCGAGAAGUUUGGCAAUGUUAAGAAGAUUCUCAUGCCGCCAGAAGGCGGUGUAUCGGCAUUGAUUAUAAUGGGAAAUCCAGUAGAUGCGAAGAAAGCGUUCAAGGCGUUGGCGUAUUCCAGAUUCCGAUCACAACCGUUGUACUUGGAAUGGGCGCCGUACGAUGCGGUUGAAUCGGAAGCCAAACAACCGGAAGUGAAAUCGUCGAAAAAAGAUGAUGAGCCGAAAAAAUCGAAACGAGAAAUGACGUAUGAGGAGAGGAAGCUCGAGAGGAAACGAAGGCAGCAGGGAAUUGAGGAGGAACUGGAAGAAGCCGAUAACCAGGGCGAGCAGACUGAGGUGCCGAUGAGCUCGACAAGUUUGGAUGAGAAUGAGUCGGAAAAGAAGAAUGAGGAGAUUGAAAAAGUCAUCGAACCGAAUAGCGCCCUAUUUGUCAAGAAUUUGUCGUUUGACACCACCGAUUCGGCAUUGGAUACACUUUUCAGGAAACGUUUUGGCGACAAAAUCAAAUCGGCUCAAAUCUCGAAGAAGCUCAAUCCAGCGGAUCCGUCAAAGAAUUUGUCGAUGGGAUUUGGAUUUGUUCAAUUUUAUCGAGCUCAGGACGCGAAAGAGGCGCUGAAAAGCAUGCAGGGCGAACUAUUGGAUGGACAUUGCCUCGAAUUGAAAAUAUCGCAUCGAGAGAAUGCAAACAUUGGUGCCCUUAAACGAAAAGAUGUGCAAAACAAAGAGCAGGGAGAGAAUACGAAACUUCUCGUCCGCAAUAUUCCAUUUGAAGCGAACAUCAAGGAAAUCGAAUCGUUGUUUGAGACGUUCGGCGAAGUCAAGAAUAUUCGAAUUCCGAGGAAACCGGGAGAAAAAAAUCAGCAUCGCGGCUUCGGAUUCGUCGAUUUCAUUUCGGUUGAUGAGGCUCGACGCGCGUUUGAGGCAUUAGUCCAUUCUACGCAUUUAUACGGUCGCCGAUUGGUGCUUGAAUGGGCGAAAGAGGACGAUACGGUGGACCAACUUCGCGAGAAAACGGCUGAGAAAUUCGCCGGCGAUAAAGGGGCUAAGAAGAAGCUUAAAGCGAAAAUUGAGGAGUUCCACAAACAACUUCAAGUUGCCGAUGAUGAGAAGGAUUAG